CGGCCAUCAGGCAGACAGACUUGAGACUGAAGCAGCUCGUCACAAACCAGCACCACCACCUCCACCUCCAGGAUAACAGGAUGUUGUGCCCCAGUGUCAUCCAGAUGUCCCCCGCCGCCAUGACGCCUUUCCUGGACCUGCACUGGCCCGUCCGCAGCCUGUGGCCCGAGACCCGGCCGCUUUUCUACCACAUCGAGCGGGAGAUGAUCCGUCACAUGCAGGAGAUGAAGCAGAGCAUCGAGUUCAUGGAGCGGCUGCACCAGAAGAUCUUUGAGGAGAUCGAUCAGACAUCCUCCUGCACGGGGGUCUUCAAGCCCAUCGCCUUCCAGGAGCUGGGGAGGGACGGCACCACCUUUGCCCUCAGCCUGGACACGAAGGAGUUCUCCCCAGAGGAGCUGUCGGUGAAGCAGGUGGGCCGCAAGCUGAGGGUGAGUGGCAGAACGGAGAAGAAGCAGGAGGACGGGAAGGGCUGCUACACCUACAAGUGCCAGGAGUUCAGGCAGGAGUUCGACCUGCCGGACGGCGUCGACCCCGAGGCCGUCACCUGCUCGCUGUUGGGAGGCCAGCUGCAGAUUCAGGCGCCGCGGGAGAACCCCGCCAACGACGGGAAGGAGAGGAUCGUCCCCAUCAGCUUCACCUCAGCCCCGGCCGUCACCGCCUCCGCCUCCAGCGCUGGAGCAGAGGGGAGCGGCACCUCCACCUCAGAGAGCACCCCCACAGAGAAAAACUGAAGCCUCCCAGCAGUCUUUGGUCUGUAGUUUUACGGGGACGUUUUUCACUGUUUGUAAUAAACUGUCAAGUUUAGCUUUCAGCGAUGACUCAUCACCUACACGUGAACAGCGAAGCGCCUCCGUCUCCCUGGUGCAGCUUUAUCUGCCAGACGGAGGCGACAUGGAGCUGAUCCCCCCACCCCCGCACUAAUACUUUAUUAAACGGUCCUUAGAUAUUCGCACCUUGCCCAGAUACUGGUUUCAUCACCGUUCUCUGCACUGGUAGUUCUUUUAAACUGGUUUCUCUGGCACACGUUUUCUGUGUCAGGGCUGAACACACACCCGUCUGAGCUCCAAACAUCUGGCUGCUGAUUGAGUUGAAGUUAAAGAACCUUCAACAUUUUCCUGACAUUUGCUGUUAACCCAUUUUUAAUAAGAACUGAACCUGCAUGUGCUUCCUGGACCGUCCAUGAACUGGCGGCAUGCUCCUUUAACCUGCGACUGUGAGCAAAUAAAGACACGAGACACCAGUUUUUCCCCUUUCUUUGUAAAAUAAUUCUCAAUAAACUUAAUUUAUUCACAAACUGCU
Messenger RNA from Maylandia zebra (zebra mbuna), 1299 nucleotides. RefSeq names its product heat shock protein beta-11. Lineage: Eukaryota; Metazoa; Chordata; Actinopteri; Cichliformes; Cichlidae. The record is from RefSeq and is a predicted model, not a curated record. Gene Ontology annotation, biological process: protein refolding; response to heat. Gene Ontology annotation, cellular component: nucleus; cytoplasm.